Messenger RNA from Nanorana parkeri, 886 nucleotides. It is a transcript of the gene GSTT2B, whose product is annotated as glutathione S-transferase theta 2B. The record is from RefSeq and is a predicted model, not a curated record. Gene Ontology annotation, cellular component: cytoplasm. Lineage: Eukaryota; Metazoa; Chordata; Amphibia; Anura; Dicroglossidae. Gene Ontology annotation, biological process: glutathione metabolic process. The coding region runs from base 38 to 769 and encodes 243 amino acids. The transcript has 5 exons. Gene Ontology annotation, molecular function: glutathione transferase activity.
UUAACUGAGUGUCGGGCCGGCAUCGCACAGCUCUACGAUGACCGAUCUCACCCUAUAUCUGGAUCUCUUGUCCCAGCCAUGCCGAUCGGUGUACAUCUUCGCCAAGGCUAACAAUAUCCCCUUCAACAACCACCAAGUGCGGCUUUUUAAAGGAGAACAUUUAAGUGAAGAAUUUGGCAAAGUGAAUCCAUUUCGAAAGGUGCCAUCUCUAAAAGAUGGAGACUUCACAAUGGCUGAGAGUACCGCAAUUCUCCUAUAUCUGGCCAACAAGUACAAGACCCCAGAUCACUGGUACCCAGCUGAUCUACAGAAACGUGCCCGUGUCGAUGAAUACCUUGCUUGGCAGCAUACCAAUACCCGUCCACAUGGCUCCAAACUGUUCUGGAUUAAGGUAAUGACACCCUUAAUCCUGGGCUAUGAAGCUGAACCUGAGAAGCUGGAGCCUGUAGUGACUGAAUUUAAUAACACUUUGACUGCUUUAGAAGAGCAGUUCCUAAGAGGCAAACCCUUUGUAGCUGGUGAUGAGAUCUCUAUAGCCGAUUUAGUGGCUAUUGUGGAAAUCAUGCAGCCUGUUGCUUGUGGAAUUGAAGCGUUCGAAAACAAACCAAACUUGGCAGCUUGGAAAAAAAGAGUGGAGGACGCCAUUGGAGCCGAGUUGUUCAAAGAAGCACACGAGAAUGUGCUGCGUGUGAAGGAGAUGCAGAAUAUGCCCCUCCCCCCGGAGCUUAAGGAGCGACUUAAAGGCAGACUACUGCAGUUCUUGCGCUAAUGAAGCUUCAAGAAAAUUCAAUAAUUCCAUUUUUUUUAUUAAGAGGCAUUGUUUGUAGCAUCUAUUCCUACUAGUUGUUGUGACUUCUAGUUGUCUGCUUUAGUAAAAUAAUGUUUC